Molecule: messenger RNA, 1317 nt
Organism: Saccoglossus kowalevskii
Lineage: Eukaryota; Metazoa; Hemichordata; Enteropneusta; Harrimaniidae
Product: arylsulfatase J-like
Molecular function (GO): sulfuric ester hydrolase activity
Source: RefSeq, a predicted model, not a curated record
AUGAUCUCAUCCAUAUUAUCAGAGUGUUGCCUAGCAACAUCUUCCCAGCCACAUAUCAUUGUAAUAAUAGCUGAUGACUUGGGAUGGGAUGAUGUUAGUUUCCAUGGUUCUGAUCAGAUUCCAACACCAAACAUUGAUGAGUUGGCUUACAGUGGUGUAUUAUUACAUAACUACUAUGUACAACCAAUUUGUACACCUACAAGGGCAGCCCUCAUGACAGGAAGACAUCCUAUACAUUUAGGUCUUCAAGAUGGUGUGAUAGUUGCUUCCCACCCGUAUGGAUUGCCUUUGAAUGAAACUAUAAUGCCACAAUAUUUGAAGCCAUUGGGGUAUGAUACACAUAUUGUUGGUAAAUGGCACUUAGGAUUUUUUGCUUGGCAAUACACUCCAUUAUACCGUGGUUUUGACACUCAUUUUGGUUACUAUAAUGGAGAAGAAGGUUACUAUGAUCAUACGGCUGAAGAGCCCAAGUAUAUUGGUCUGGAUUUUAGAAACAAUACUGAAUUAUUCAAAUCUGCCUAUGGUGAAUACAGUACAGAGUUGUUUACAAGUUAUGCUGAGAAGAUAAUACACAAUCAUAAUAAAAACAAGCCAUUAUUUUUAUACCUAGCUCACCAAGCUGUACACAGUGGUAAUAGUUACAGUCCAUUGGAAGCUCCCUACAAGUAUACAAGUAGAUUUCCAUAUAUACAAGAUGAGAGAAGAAGAACAUUUGCAGGAAUGGUAUCAGCACUGGAUGACUCUGUUGGAAACAUCACAAGGGCACUAAAACACUCAGGACUCUAUGAAAACUGUAUCAUUUUAUUCAGCACUGACAACGGGGGUCCCGCUGCUGGAUUUGAUGCUAAUUAUGCAUCUAAUUGGCCGUUACGAGGAAUCAAACACACCCUCUGGGAAGGUGGGGUCAGAGGUGAUGGAUUCAUUCAUAGUCCGUUGUUGGAAAAACCUGGACGGAUUUCUACUGAUAUGAUUCAUGUCUGUGAUUGGUUGCCUACUAUAUAUCAUAUUGCUGGGGGUAAUGUAUCUAGUUUACCAACCAACUUAGAUGGAUUCAAUGUCUGGGAUACAUUAUCUAGGGGAACGCCAUCUCCAAGAACAGAAAUUCUUCAUAAUAUUGAUCCUCAUAAAAACCACAAUGCUGCUGCACUCAGAGUUGGAGAAUUUAAAAUUAUCUUAGGAACAGAAGAACAUGGAGAAUGGGAUGGCUGGUAUGAGCCUGAAGAGUACACAAAAGAAAAUAAAAAAAAUGAUCCCAGAGCUGCAGUUGUUUACUGUGGAGAAAAGCCAGGCAAUGCAUCUACUAACUGUAACUCAGGA